Messenger RNA from Symbiodinium sp. CCMP2592, 1243 nucleotides. The record is from the annotation of a GenBank genome assembly. NCBI's taxonomy places the organism in Eukaryota, Dinophyceae, Suessiales, Symbiodiniaceae.
GUUGUGGGGACGUGAAUGUCAUACGUGCGUGCCAAGUGGAACAGCCACAGCGAGCACCACCACCACCACCACGUACUUUCCCUCGUAUUGGAGCGUCGGUGUCGCGGACUCUUGUGCCCCACCCACCACCUCAACUCCGGAUCCUCGAGGAGAUCGACGAUGGGAGUUGGUGGGAGCUGCAAACGGCAGCGCCUGUCGCGGCAGCAGCCUGGACGACAACUCUCCGAGCCACUACGAAGUGGUGACGGCAAAAGACAUCGAGGAGUGCAAAACACGAUGCUGGGAGCAAUUCCCGAGUUGCAAAGGCAUAGAGUACAGCACUGGCCGUUGCGAGCUCUGGACACGACCAGGGGGGAUUUUCAUGACGAGGAAUCUCAGUGGCUUCACCUGCAUGCGCUAUGGAUGGGCCGGAGCCUUCCACCUGCAGAAGGAGUACAGCAAUAACCGCUACCUGUCAUACGCAUGUCGUGGAAACGAUCCGGCUGACACUGAUCCAAGUUACUAUACAGUGGUAUCCACAACACUUAUUCAGGAUUGUCGAGCCAGGUGCGUCGCAGCACCCGUCUGUCGCGGCUUCGAGUUCACAAAGGGCCGAUGCGAGAUCUGGAAUCGCAGGAUCAACGAUGUCUCUCGGAGGCCCUACUCCCCGACACACCCAGAGUACUUCUGCUUCAGCUAUUCGGCCGGCCUGCGAGAGAAGGACCUCAUCGGAGAUCGAGCUUGGGAAACCCUGGGCUCUCCAGGCAAUUCGGCCUGUCGAGGGGACAGUGAUACCGACAGUGCCCCGGGCCACUACACGGUGGUACAGUCGUGGAGCUUGGAAGACUGCCAAGCUUGGUGCGUGAAGGAGUUCCCUCGUUGUCGAGGCGUUGAAUACAGCGCGGGCCGCUGUGAGCUCUGGACCAGGCCGGAGGGGAUCUUUCUCACCAAGAGUGUCAGUGGCUUCACUUGCAUGCGCUUCGGAUGGGUGGGGAGCUUUCAGUUGAUGGGUGGCGGCGACCGAGCCUGCCGUGGCUACCAUCCCGGCGACAACUCCGACAGCAACUAUGUUGUGCACUGGCGAAUCUCGUUCGAGGAAUGCAAAGCAAGGUGCGUCGCAUCUCGGCCUAUUUGUACUGGCUUCGAGUUCACAACUGGCCGGUGCGAGGUUUGGACCAAGUCGAUCGAAGCCGUUUCUUCGGGAGUUUUGCCCGGAUAUAGCUGCUUCAAGCGCGUGCAGACGCUCCCACCCUUGCUGUUGUAA